Molecule: messenger RNA, 348 nt
Organism: Didymodactylos carnosus
Lineage: Eukaryota; Metazoa; Rotifera; Eurotatoria; Philodinida; Philodinidae
Source: the annotation of a GenBank genome assembly
AUGUUAUCCGAGUACGAUCCACGCGUUGAAUAUUUGGGUUCAACACCGAAUAUUAAUUUUUGGCCAGUUAUAAGUUUGUCAUUUAUUUUACAUAUGACAUUAUUCUAUGUUAUUCGUGUGCCAAAAUCAAUGCAAAUGCCAGAUGUUAGUGGAAAAAUAUUACCCAUAGUAAUGAUUAAAAGUUACAUAUUGAGUACGUUCCAUGCUACAAUAUCCGUUGUUUCUGUAUCCAUGUGGUGUUGGAAAUUUGAUAAUGGAUUAAAAACAACAAAUCGUGUAUUAGGUGGUGGUGUAAAGGGAACAGGUGAUGAAUAUAUGGCGUAUAGUAUUUGUAUAUCAUUAGGUUAG